Symbiodinium sp. CCMP2456 is the source of this 1098-nucleotide messenger RNA. Lineage: Eukaryota; Dinophyceae; Suessiales; Symbiodiniaceae. The record is from the annotation of a GenBank genome assembly.
AUGCCUCACUACCGCGAUCGAUAUUUCCUAGAGCUGGCGGCGGAGAGGUAUCUAGACAAAUUCUUAGAGUUGAAGAGACAGCGCCCAGAUGAGUUCUGGGUGCCGACCUACGACAUCGACUGCAUUUGGCACGCGCAUCAGCUACAUCCUUGGAAAUAUGAAGAGGAGACUGCCGAGCUUUGCGGCCGGCUCCUCCCUCAUGAUGACAGUGUUAAUGACCGCAGCUCGGGAUCCCAGCUGUCCGAUCGAUGGGAGCAGACGAAGGAAGCGUGGAAGGAGAUCUUUCGUGACGACGGACCAUACCGCAGCGGCAGCAUGUACCGCGGCACCGUGACGGCGCAGGAGCGAUUGAGCCGCGAGCAGCAGUGGAACUACAUGCGCUCCGUGAUUGGUCCGGAUGUAAAUAUCCGCGCCGACGUGGUCUGGAAGGUCGCGCUUGCGCCUGCGUGGGCUGAGCCUCAGAGGACCGAGUUGAAGUGGGUCCACCGCAAAGAUCUGGAUGGCGAGGUAAAUGCUGUCGUGGGCAUUCGACGCUUCUCCUCCUUAGGCACACUGAAUGCGCAGGUGGUACACGGCCGAACCAGGCAGAAGAGCUUCAGCUAUGUGGAGGUCAUGAAAGAUCCUCACAAGCUGCUGCCAGUCGUUACAGCGCACUCCAUCGACUCCGAUCAACUUCCGGAUGAGAUGCAGGUAAGCGCUGAGGCUGCGACGUGCCCCACAUUGGAGAAGGUUGGAUCGCCGUACUGCUUCCCCCCCGCCCAGACAUCACAGGAGAAGGCGUAUCUCAUCCGAGUGGCCGGCGAAGAUGUGGCGGUGCUGGUGGGCGAAUGGGCGGGCUACCGAGUUGGAGGAGCUCCACGAGGAAAGCGCGGGAAGAAACCGGUGAAGGUGUCGUCAGCAGGUCGACUCUUGGUUCGAAUGUACGCGUUGAGGUGUUACGGAGAGAUGGAGGUGGAUGCUCACCUCGCUGCAGAGACCCUUCCCUCCUCGUAUUCCUUUUCCUUGAUGGGGCUGAAGCUCCCUCGAUGUACGGAGAAAAUCCACAUCGACCUCGCCGAGGGCAAAGUCUGGGGCUUCACCAACACCAUCUCAAUGGCU